Molecule: messenger RNA, 2091 nt
Organism: Pundamilia nyererei
Lineage: Eukaryota; Metazoa; Chordata; Actinopteri; Cichliformes; Cichlidae
Gene: hhatla
Product: hedgehog acyltransferase like, a
Exons: 13
Coding region: 204-1757 (517 amino acids)
Biological process (GO): negative regulation of N-terminal protein palmitoylation
Cellular component (GO): endoplasmic reticulum
Molecular function (GO): acyltransferase activity
Source: RefSeq, a predicted model, not a curated record
CGUUGGGUCCGCAACAUCCUGACUGCCAGAGGCUGGUGAUCAGAGGCAGCGGCAAAGCCCCCGCAAGACGAAUGAAAUGAAAUCUGCUUUUGCCGCCACCUGCUUUCCCCCAAUUUCUUUGGUCUAUUGAAGAACUGGCUGUAGUGCUGCCCUCAUCCUGACAGUGUAAAGCGGAUAUAAGGCUUCAAGUGUGCAGAUUCACCAUGGGGAUCAAGACUGCCCUCCCUAGAUAUGAGCUGUAUCUCUACACAGCUGUACUUGCUGUGGCCUUGAUAUGGGCAGGCAGUUGGAUAUUUGAAGCUUCAAGUGAAAAUGCAAACAGGAAGACCUUCAAGGAAAGCGUCAAACCAGGAUGGCAUUAUUUUGGCAGGAAAAUGGAUGCUGCGGACUUCGAAUGGGUGAUGUGGUUCACGACAUUCCGCAAUCAUAUCCUUUUUGCUCUCAUUGGUCAUGUGAUCUUUGCCAAGAUAUUUUCCCUGGUGGCUCCAAAGAUUGGUAUAAAUGGAUGUAAGCACAGAUCCUUGGUCUUUGGGGUGUAUGGAGGUUUGGCAGUCCUGGUUACGAUGGGCUGGACUUUCUUGGCUCUGGUUCUUUCUCAUUGCAUCAUACUAUACAGCGUGGCUAUAUUCAAAAGUAAAUGGAUGUGCUUCGCUGCAGGCUUGUGUACGCUGGCCUCCAUCAAGCUGGAGCCCUUUAACUCCUGGCAGGAAGCCUUGGUAACUGGUUCCUUCAACCUCCAAGAUAUCCUGUUCUAUGGCGGUUGUGGCUUCAGCAUCAUGCGCUGUAUGAGUUUUGCUUUAGAGAACUGCGAGAAGAAGGAAGGCAACUACACGUUCUCAGACCUGGUGAAAUACAACUUCUACCUCCCAUUCUUCUUCUUUGGACCGAUAAUGACAUUCGACCGGUUUCAUGCCCAGGCAAAUAACACUCAGCUGAUCCGUAAAGAGAGGGAGAUGUGGAACAUCACCACCAAGGCCUUGUUGCACCUGGGAGGUAUUCUCGUGGUGGAUGUCUUCUUCCACUACCUUUACAUUCUGACGAUACCCAGUGACAUGAAGCUGGUCGCUAAGCUUUCUGACUGGUCUCUGGCUGGACUGGCUUAUUCCAACUUGGUGUAUGACUGGGUGAAAGCGGCUGUAAUGUUCGGCGUCAUCAACACCGUGGCAAUGCUGGAUCACCUGGACCCUCCUCAGCCUCCCAAGUGUAUCACCAUGCUUUACGUCUUCGCUGAGACGCACUUUGACAGAGGCAUCAAUGACUGGCUGUGCAAGUAUGUUUACGACUACAUUGGUGGAAAUCACGAUCAAAUCUUCAAAGAACUUCUUGCAACCAUCUGCACUUUUGCCGUCACCACCCUGUGGCUGGGCCCAUGUGAACUGGUUUAUAUCUGGUCCUUUUUCAACUGCUUUGGUCUCAACUUUGAGCUGUGGGUGGCCAAGUUCUUCUCCCUUCCACCACUUUCUACCAUAGAGAGUGCCAUGGGUGAAGCCAUGUCACGCAGGAUCCGCGGUUUGUUCAAUGCGGCCAACUUCUGGGCUAUCGUCCUCUACAAUGUUCUCUCCCUGAACAGUUUGGAGUUUGCCAAAAUGGUGGGAAGGAGACUGAUUUUUAAAGGUUUUCCUCUGUCGACCCUCUCUGUGUUACUCGUGACCUACUGUGGUGUGCAGCUGGUGAAGGAACGAGAGAGACAACAAGCCUUGCUGGAAGAUCCAGAGCCGGUGAAGCCAGUAGAUGGUGGCAAAGAAAAAGCAGAAUAACCUGGCAGAGAAACAGUUUCACAGACUUAAUGGUCAAUGGGCGCUCACGUGGUUCUAUCCUCGGCCUUGCAUGCUGUAACAGAACCAUGCUGGUUAACAGCCAUUCAGCACCUAUAUUGUUCACAAGCCGGUGUUUUUCCUUUUGUUUGUCGGAAGCGAGGCAAUGAUUCGAACUGUGAAAAAUCCGCAAGUGCACUUGCUGUUGAUAAUCAACACAUACUUUGGCACAAACCCACCGACAGUGCAUUUAGUAUUUGUAUCGAUCUGGACUAAAGAUUGUUUAAAAUCUAUCUAUCUAUCUAUCUAUCUAUCUAUCUAUCUAUCUAUCUAUCUA